GAACAAAAAUGAAAGAACAUAUCUUUUGUCAGUUUCUAGUUGUAAUGAUGUUGUUGUCAGCAUCUCAAAUUCAGGGAGAUCAGCGAUGUCAUGAUGCAGGCAUAGAAGGUCUGAGGGCAUGUGCAUAUUCUAUCUACAAGAGGCUGCCACCUCCGCCAAGACCAUCUGAAGAUUGUUGCACUAAUGUCCGCCUCGCCGGAAUGAAAUGCGUUUGCGAAGCUAUCAGUACUAAAGUAAUCGAAGACGCCAUUGAUAUAAAAAAGUUCGUCAAUGUCGCUGCUGCUUGUGGCAGUCCUCUUGCUCCUGGUUCACAAUGCGGAAGAUUCGUAAUUCCCGCCCCGGUGGCAUGAUGAGACAUCAUGACUGAAUUAUAUUGAGAAUCUACUACAGUUUGUUGUAACUUAUUGGAAAAAUAAAGUUUAUUAAAUGCACGAAUAAUUUGAGACAGCUCCUGUUUUUCUUAAAAAAAAAUCCUAUUGCUAAUAAUCAAUAUUCAUAAACAC
Camelina sativa (false flax) is the source of this 503-nucleotide messenger RNA. RefSeq lists its product as uncharacterized. NCBI's taxonomy places the organism in Eukaryota, Viridiplantae, Streptophyta, Magnoliopsida, Brassicales, Brassicaceae. The record is from RefSeq and is a predicted model, not a curated record.